AUGCACUCGCCCUCAACUCAACUUCUCCGUGCUUUACGGACGUCGCUCGUGAGCGCGCACUCUCGCAACUCACUGCGCGGCGCUGUUCGACGAUCCCCGAUCGCCGUCACAACCUUCAAAACACCUUCUUCGGUGCGCAACAACAGCUCAAAAAUCCAGCCCGUCCGCAUGGUUCCACGGUCGCAUACACACAAGCCCACCAGCUAUGAUCGUGGUCCAGAGUCACAGGAAGAUACGGUGACCGAUUUCGGCGCCCUCGAUGUCCUCGGCAACACACCCGUGCCCAGCACAGCUAUUGACGCAUGUUUGGACUCUGGUUUCCAUCUCAACAGCGGCGUGAAAAUUACGGGCGGAGAUGCUCUGCUCCUUGUCGGUGGUGAGGCAUUUGCCUGGAGACCUUGGAGGGCCGUCGAGGGUGCGGAAAAUGAACAAAUUGCCAAAGCGUCUAUGAUCAAUGCGAAAGGUCAAUUCGAACUCGAUGAGCAAGUUUGGGGGUUGUUGAGCCUCGUGUGGCCACGUCCCGAUAUGCUCAUUCUUGGCAUGGGUGCCGGCAUUUAUCCUCUGUCACCGGAAACGAAGCGCCAUAUUAAUUCUCUGGGUAUCCGUGUUGAUGUUCAGGACACGAGAAACGCAGCUGCUCAGUUCAAUCUCUUGGCUACAGAGCGUGGUGUGUCCGAGAUUGCAGCGGCGUUGAUUCCCAUCGGGUGGAAAGGACGAUCCUAA
Messenger RNA from Penicillium diatomitis, 723 nucleotides. RefSeq names its product Mth938-like domain-containing protein. Gene Ontology annotation, biological process: mitochondrial respiratory chain complex I assembly. The coding region runs from base 1 to 723 and encodes 240 amino acids. Lineage: Eukaryota; Fungi; Ascomycota; Eurotiomycetes; Eurotiales; Aspergillaceae. Gene Ontology annotation, cellular component: mitochondrial inner membrane. The transcript is spliced from 2 exons. The record is from RefSeq and is a predicted model, not a curated record.